AUGUCUUACUCUGAGGCUUCAUCUAUUUCGUCGGAUUACGACUCCGACUCCGACUCCGUGCCAGUUCGGGAAAAGGCCAAUGGCGUGCGAACGCCAGCAGCUUACCGCAAUUUCUUGCGGGGCCAACGGUACUCACCAAAGGCAAAGCUCAACCUAGCUGCGCAGCGGUGGCGGGAUAUGGCGCCUGCACAGCGGUUCCAGUGCUCCAGCUGUCGCUUGUGGGCCCCCUGUGCUUCGUCCGUGUCUUUGUUAGACUCUCACAACGAACCGGAGGGCGCUGGCUGUCACAAGAAGACGAGAAAACGCGGCAGCUCAAAGCGCAAGCGCAAAGGAGGCAAGUGCAAGUCCAAGCGGGCAAAGUCUUCUUGUGGCAAACGACGACGACGCAAGUCACGUAGCUGCAAGAAGUCGAAGCCGAAACAGAGCUGCGCAAAGAAACCGCGUCGCAGAUCCCGUCGAAAGUCCAAGUGUGCGAAGCACUAG
Drosophila obscura is the source of this 483-nucleotide messenger RNA. Its product is annotated as histone-like protein 18C. The record is from RefSeq and is a predicted model, not a curated record. Lineage: Eukaryota; Metazoa; Arthropoda; Insecta; Diptera; Drosophilidae. The coding region runs from base 1 to 483 and encodes 160 amino acids. The transcript has a single exon.